AUGCUUAUAUCUCUCGUUGGGUUUGAGUAUCCUGUUUGUCGUUCAAUAGAUUCUGCUUCAAUAUUAUCAGCAUCAUCAUCAUCAGCACCGGCGUCGUCAUUGUCUACAAUUAAUGUUACAUGUGAUGGAGCUUUUUCACAGCAUCGGCGUCGUCAUUAUGCUUCAAUAUUAUCAGCAUCGGCGUCGUCAUUGUCUACAAUUAAUGUUACAUGUGAUGAAGCUUUUUCAAUGAAUGAUUACUCGUUCGGACGGCACUGGGAUCAGUCUCAUGGUAUUGAAGUAGUGGGCUCUUGUAAGGGUUUGGUUUGCGUAUGCACAAGCAUGGAACCUUCUAGAUUCUGUAUUUUGAACCCUUCAUGCGGUGAGUAUAAGACAAUAUCAUGCUCCUUCCGUCGGUUAUCAUCUCAAGAAACGAGUCUGAUAGUUAGAUAUGGGUUUGGUUACGACAGUCACCUUGAAGAUUAUAAAUUGAUAAGAAUCGUAGGAAAAUGGGCAGACGGGGUCAAUUUAAGUUAUUUUCAAGUUGAGGUCUAUGCAUUAGGAUCCAACUCAUGUAAAACUAUCGAAUGCAUGCACCGAUACGUUGUUCUUCCUCCGUUAAAACAACUAUUUCAUUUGGCUUUUGAACGGAACGCUGCACUGGGCAGGCUUUGUCCAAGCAACUAG
Papaver somniferum (opium poppy) is the source of this 666-nucleotide messenger RNA. Its product is annotated as F-box protein CPR1-like. Lineage: Eukaryota; Viridiplantae; Streptophyta; Magnoliopsida; Ranunculales; Papaveraceae. The transcript has a single exon. The record is from RefSeq and is a predicted model, not a curated record. Bases 1 to 666 code for a protein of 221 amino acids.